Messenger RNA from Ictidomys tridecemlineatus (thirteen-lined ground squirrel), 1368 nucleotides. RefSeq names its product olfactory receptor 4C11. Gene Ontology annotation, cellular component: membrane. The record is from RefSeq and is a predicted model, not a curated record. Lineage: Eukaryota; Metazoa; Chordata; Mammalia; Rodentia; Sciuridae. Gene Ontology annotation, molecular function: olfactory receptor activity; G protein-coupled receptor activity. Gene Ontology annotation, biological process: G protein-coupled receptor signaling pathway.
GUAUGGAACACUAUUGCAUUUUAUCUAUAAGAAAUAUAGAUAUGAUAGACAGAUAAAGUCUCCUUCUUUAUGUUGCUUCAUUCUAAUGUACAUCUCUCUUUUCUAUCUAUGGCAUUUUCACGUGUUAGUUUAUCUGUUUGAUAUUUACUUUUGUUUGAGUGCAUGUGGAAAAUCUCAUGAAAGCAAACAAAUCUAUAGAUAAUGGCAAUGUGGUGGUUUGUAAUGUGAUCAAAGAGCACUGGAUUUCUAUGAUACCCCUGAAACCGACUCAUCAUGACAAAUCAAGUCUCUGGAUCAUAAUGCUACCUGGGGAAUACCACAUUGCCUCCUUCCUACAGCAGAAGAUAAUUGUUAAGGCUAAGUUACAUACCAGUGUGAAGUGACCUUCUCCUAAGAUUAUUUCCAAUCUGUGAUGUCCUCACAUCAACUGAAACCAUGUGGCAAAAUAGUAACAUAACUGAGUUCAUAUUGCUAGGAUUGACACAGGAUCCUCUCAGGCAGAAAAUGGUGUUUUUAAUCAUCUUAAUUUUCUACAUUGGAACUGUAGUGGGGAAUACACUUGUAAUUGUGACCAUUAAAUCCAGCAGGACACUUGAAAGCCCCAUGUAUUAUUUCUUAUUUUAUCUGUCCUUUGCUGAUUCCUGCUAUUCAACAUCCACAGCCCCUAGACUCAUUGUGGAUGCUCUCUCUACAAAGAAAGUCAUAUCCUACAAUGAGUGCAUGACACAAAUCUUUGCACUGCAUUUAUUUGGCUGCAUGGAGAUACUUGUCCUCAUCCUUAUGGCUGCUGAUCGCUAUGUGGCCAUCUGUAAGCCUUUGCAUUAUCCAAGGAUCAUGAGGAGGCAGGUGUGUCUCAUCUUGAUUGUCCUUGCCUGGAUGGGGUCCUUUAUGCAUUCCAUUUCUCAGACUAUCCUGGCCUUGAGAUUGCCCUUCUGUGGACCCAACUUGAUUGACCAUUACUGCUGUGAUCUGCAGCCCUUGUUUAAACUUGCCUGCACGGACACUUAUUUGUCAAAUCUGCUGUUGGUGACUAACAAUGGGGCAAUUUGCUUAGUCAGUUUAACAAUUUUAAUGAUCUCAUAUGUUGUCAUCCUACAUUCGUUGAGAAACCACAGUGCAGAAGGGAGGAAAAAAGCACUAUCCACUUGUACAUCUCACAUCAUUGUUGUUGUCUUGUUCUUUGUCCCCUGUAUAUUCAUAUAUACACGCCCCCCAACCACGUUCCCCAUUGACAAGAUGGUGACAGUAUUUUAUACCAUUGGCACACCCUUCCUCAACCCACUCAUCUACACACUGAGGAAUGCAGAGGUGAAAAACGCCAUGAGAAAUCUGUGGCAUGUCAAAACUCCAUCAGAAAGCAGGGGAUGA